Helobdella robusta is the source of this 570-nucleotide messenger RNA. RefSeq lists its product as hypothetical. The coding region runs from base 1 to 570 and encodes 189 amino acids. Lineage: Eukaryota; Metazoa; Annelida; Clitellata; Rhynchobdellida; Glossiphoniidae. The record is from RefSeq and is a predicted model, not a curated record. The transcript has 5 exons.
AUGGACCCAUCAAAACCACCUUCAAAAAUUGAUGGAGAAAUUGAUCAAAUGAGAAUUCUUUUCAUGAAUGUAUGUCUUGGGCUUUCAAAUGAGAGAGAAAUGGUGUCAAAAAUCGAAUCAAUUUCAAAAGCAAAAGUGCAAGAUUAUAAAUAUUUUCAACACCAGAAUCAAUUGUUUGUAGAGUUUGCAAAUGAACCAGAUGUUCCUAAUAUAAUGAAAGAACUAUGCACUAGACCAUUGUUAGGACACAUGGCCUCAUUCGAAAGAAUUCCCAAGACCAAUUUUGUCCAGAUUAUAUCUCAGGGACCAGUUGGCAAAGAAAUGAAAAAGUACACCUUAGAUUCGGAAACAUUCUCUGUGAGACCUUAUUACACUGACAAUGUCUUGCCCCAGGAGUUUUACUGGUACCAUCAAUCCUGUCAUCAUGCAAAAUUUCCAAGUAGAGAGGAAUGCCGACUUACGAAUAAUGGGGAUGUUGUUGGUAGUUCCGGUAAGAAGAAAAAGAAACCUUUCCUCCACUUCGUUCCUCAAUUUUAUGAACGAGUUUGUGAAAUUGCCUUCAAAGAGUAA